Molecule: messenger RNA, 3071 nt
Organism: Colletes gigas
Lineage: Eukaryota; Metazoa; Arthropoda; Insecta; Hymenoptera; Colletidae
Gene: mav
Product: bone morphogenetic protein 6
Exons: 3
Coding region: 124-1317 (397 amino acids)
Biological process (GO): BMP signaling pathway; SMAD protein signal transduction
Cellular component (GO): extracellular region
Molecular function (GO): cytokine activity; growth factor activity
Source: RefSeq, a predicted model, not a curated record
UUUCACGUGGCCGGGAAUGCGCUGCCACGACGGGAUCAUCGUCCGUUCUCUGGCGAUUCGCGUCGUUCGCGAAAAUUAACGUGCGAUCGACGGGGACGCGGGUGGUCCAUCGCACUGACAGCGAUGGCGAUCGUCGCUGUUUGCGCGCCAGUGUCGGGCGUGCCGAUGCCGUCGCGAACGGAUCCGCUAACCGGUCCCCGGCACGACCUCGACCGCUCGACCGGUCUCGAGGACGUCUACGAGGACGCUUUCGAGGACGCUUUCCAAGAAGAGGACCAGCGACCGACGAGAACCGUCCUCGACGACAGCGAGCUGGAGAUCAUCAGAAGAAGCAUCGCGCGAGGUCUUGGCUUGAAGAGGAUACCCGACCCCUCCAGGGCUAACGUGAGCCAAGCCGAGUACGAGAGAGCGCACAGAGAGUACCUGAAGAAAGUGCAGCUGUCGUCCGACGAACGGAGUUCCAGAAGCACGAAGAAGCUGCACGUGUUCCACGCCACAGAGCAUCCUGGAAAUGGAUCGAGUCGAAUCUACGAGACGGACGAAGGAGGAGGUCAGUAUCGUCAUCGUUUAUUCUUCCCCGUGGAAAUUCCUGAGACGGAUGACAACGUAUCGGUAGACCACGCCACGCUGCGACUGCUGCUGCUGCACGGUCAUUACAACGAGCGAACCGACGUGGAGGUUUUGCUCUAUCUGAGGACUCUCCGUUCGACGAACUUGAUCGUUCGGAAGAGAAUCGAACCACGGCAUUCGUGGGACUCGAGAUGGCUUGAAUUCGAUUCGACCGUGGCCGUUUCCUCGUGGCUCGAGGCCGGACUCGACAAUCUCGGCCUCGAGCUAGAAUUUCUUCACGACGGCGUGCCGGUGGUACGGGACUUCACCACGCCGGUACUAAACGUCUUCACCGAACGUACUUCCUACGAGCCCGGUGGAAGAACGAAGCGAUCCACUCCCGAGGAACUGAUGUCUCUGCACAAAGGACGCAGAACUAAAUGCAAAGGGGAGAGUAAAAAGUGUUGCAGGCACGAGCUCACCGUGAUGUUCAAAGAGCUCAAGGGAUUCGAGUUCAUCGUUUACCCGAGAACAUUCGAUGCCGGAUACUGCAAGGGUCGUUGCCCGCCCAGGUACAAUCCGGCCCAUCAUCACGCCCUCCUGCAAAGUCUGUUAUGGAAAGAAGACAAGAAAAAGGUACCGAAGCCUUGCUGCGCGCCGAGUAAACUCGAUCAGUUGAUGAUCGUUUACUACGACGAGAACAAUUCCACGCAGCUGAAAGUUUCUUAUUGGAAGAAUAUCCAAGUACUCGAGUGCGCUUGUUCCUGAACGACUUCCGUCUUCCUUUUCGGACGGAGUGAUUUAACGUACGAACGUGUGGUGCGUACAUUGUACGUGUGCGAAUACACAAAAGGUCGCAAUAGCAAGCUACACGUGAGACGGAAUAGAGAAACGAAAAAAAAGGAACGGACGGACUAUCGUCACCGAGGACUCACCAAAGAAUCGUCCGAAUAGCGUUCGGUGGUGCCACCUCUCCGUCGUUUACUCGCAGUACAGCGAUCGUGCGCGUCCCUCUCAUACGUCUCGUAAACUUCCUUUCCUUUUACGUUUCGUUUAGAUACGGGGUACUCUUUCGAACGUUUCGUUUCGCUAAAAAUGAUCGUUCGAUGGACGAAAAACGCGUUGUCGAAGCUAACGACGGAGAACCGUAUUUCUCGUACCGAUGAUCGACGAUCAACUUGAUCCGAGGGCAUCACCGAAGACCCAGGACCCCUAUUUGUGGGUCUUGCAUUGACUGUGAUACUAAGAUAUCUGCUUGACGUUAUUGCUCGUAAAUAAUCGUAUUUCGUAUCGUUAAAUGUUUUUUUUAAUUACCCUUGUACAUACGCGACCUGGUUAAGCGAAUCAUCGCGGAUGGGAUCGUUCCGCCAACAACGCGGAACUUAUGAACCUACCGACAAAAGCCGCGACAAGAUUCUUGUUAAAAAAAAAAUUGAUAAUGUCCACUCGCACGCGCACACGCAGCGCAGCGACGCUAAUGUUACCAACCCGAUCGUGCUCGGUUCCCUUAACCGGGAAGAUCAAAUCGCACGCAAACGAAACGACAUUACAAACAUCGCGCCGCUGUAUCGUUUUAAUUUAUUUCGAUCAUUUUUGGUUAGAAUAUGAGAUCCAUGCGCGUAUCGCGCGUCGAGUGCCGAACGCAGAAGAUAAAUUCGAUCCUGUCUAGACGCGAAACCGCCGCUUCGUAGUUUUCUUCUGCCCCGAAGUUACGUUAGUUCCUAAUAGAAUUAUAGAGCGAAUUUCCGAGAUCGUAUUUCUUUUAUUUUAUUUUAUUUUAUCUUUUCGCUGUGUCGAUGAAAAAACACUUGUAUCGAACGAUUUAAAUUUGUCAUUCGCGAUUCACGCGAUCGACAUUGCAUCGAGGACUCGAUCGAAAUUAUAAACCGUUUUGAGUUUGUUCGCGUCGAGAAGUUCUCGAACGCUCCUUACCUACACACCAUACAUUUAUCGCAACCGUUGAACUCGAUAAGAAAAGAAACUUAGGAACACACUUCUUCCUUCUACGUUGCGUGGCAUGUAAGCAUACGAUAAUUCGUAAUCGAAAUUCGCGAAGCUAAUUUUGACUACGCACAAUGGGCAUCGUAACAUCUCACGUUACUUGUACUUUCUAAUCAACCAUCAAUGAUGUAACGACAAAAUAAAAAUUUAUUCGUUAUUUAUAUAUAACAGAACCGUAACUAUAUCUCGACCACAUGAUUUUAAAUAAAGAACCUCUUAAUUUAUUCCUUCGUUCGGAUUCGUUUCGACGAUACGAGACGAAUGGACAUUGCACAACGCAACACAACGAGCAUCGAUAUCGGUUACUACAUGGUAAGGAAUAUAAAUCCACGAACAGGGCACACUCUUGGAAUACUAUAGCGAAGGGGUUAUCUCCGUACGACAGCAAUAAACUUUCGCUGAACGUGUGAUGUUGCUUACCCCGUUCGAGGGCGAAGGUCCCCCCCCGACGACCGAGUUUAUUAUGCAAUCGGAGACAAUUCAUUCAUACUGUCGCGAUAUCAUACAUGACUUCAACUAUG